Colletotrichum orchidophilum is the source of this 1617-nucleotide messenger RNA. Its product is annotated as C6 zinc finger domain-containing protein. Lineage: Eukaryota; Fungi; Ascomycota; Sordariomycetes; Glomerellales; Glomerellaceae. Gene Ontology annotation, molecular function: transcription cis-regulatory region binding; DNA-binding transcription factor activity. The record is from RefSeq and is a predicted model, not a curated record. Gene Ontology annotation, biological process: positive regulation of transcription by RNA polymerase II. Gene Ontology annotation, cellular component: nucleus. The transcript has 3 exons. Bases 1 to 1617 code for a protein of 538 amino acids.
AUGCUCUCGCCCAUGGCCACCGAUGAUCAAUCGACUACAGCUCCCCUCGACCGGGUCGAAAGCACAAGCUCUCAGUCUCAGUCUCAGUCUCACUCACAAUCUAAUGCUCGAUCUCACUCGCAUUCGCACGCUCACUCUCACUCUCACUUCGGCUCGGCCGUGACGCCCGCGGCAUCGUCAACGUGGGGCCUCGGCGAGCCGACACCCUCGCACCACCUCUCCUCCGAGGCAUCGACUUCGCCGGCCGAGUCCUGGAGGCUCGAUGAGUUCGUCACAGACCCCGCCUACCUCGCCUACCAAGAGGAGCUCAGAUGCCUCAUCUUCAACACGGCCCAGACGGCCGUUCCCACGCGGGAGGGCACCCCAGAGGCAACCGACGGUGGCUUCUCUGCCGGGGGGUUCGCGGCGCCGGGUACCAUCUUGGGGGACGAGGGAGCCGCCCGGCGGCAGGCCGGCCAGAUUCUGGGAACAGGCCGGAGGCUAGAGUACUUGAAGAACUACGUCGGUGAAGUCGCGACAUGGCUAGACAUGUUUGACAGCGACCGCGCCUUUGGCAUACAAGUCCCCGUCCUCGCGCGCAGCUCCCCGGCGCUCCUCUAUGCCGUUCUCGCCUUGUCAGCGCGGCAGAUGGAGCGAAAGGAGGGCAAGCAGACUUCAUUUGACAGCCUCGAGCUGUACCAAGAGGCCAUUCGCCUGCUGACGCCGUUGCUGCAGUCCCGAGACCAGAAGAUCAUUCCCAUCUGCACAAUUCUGUGUUGCCUCGAGAUGAUGUCUGCCAGCGCCCAGGAUUGGAGGAAACACCUCGAAGGAUGCGCCGCGCUCUUUGACUCUUUCUACGUGCACGGCUUCAGCGGUGGUCUACUUCAAGCCGUCUUCUGGUGCUACGCACGAAUGGACCUUUGUGGUGCCCUCAUCUCCGACGGAACGGAGAACACCCUCCUCACUCCCUCAAAGUGGCUCCCCAGCGGUGCCUCCCACAACGAAGCCCGCGAGCUCUUCCACCAGUCCGGGACGCCCGACAUGCACGCCAACUACGCCGUCUACCUCUGCGCCAAAGUCUGCGAGCUCGUCGCCGACAGAACCCGCUACUACGAGCUCGGCGACGCCAACGGCUGCAGCAGCCCCGAAGAGCUCACCGACCGCUGGAUCCGUCUCUGGGAAGACCUCCAAGCCUGGACGCGCGACCGGCCGCCGGAGCUCCUCCCGGUCCAGAGCAUCCAGAGCAGCCCGUUCCCGCAGAUCCUCUUCCUGCACUGGGCGGCCAUCUCCUCGAACCAGCUGUACCACACGGCCUGCACCCUGCUGCUCGGGUCCAUGCCGCGGCCGCUCCACCUCAAGCUGGGCGGCGUCACGGGGUCCCCCGUCUGGCACGCGAAAUGCAUCUGUGGCAUAUCACUCGCGAACCCGCACCAGGGCUGCUUGAACAACGCCAUCCAGCCCCUUUGGGUCGCGGGCCGGCUUCUCAGUCACAAGUCGGAGCACGCUCUGCUCGUGAAGCUCAUCCGCAGCAUAGAGGCUGUGACGGGAUGGGGCACGUGUUGGAGAAUCGACGAUCUGGAGGCCGCUUGGGGCUAUAAAGUCCGCAAGGAACUUAGGAUCGCCGACAUGGCAAGGUGA